This is a messenger RNA of Pygocentrus nattereri (red-bellied piranha), 1720 nucleotides long. It is a transcript of the gene elovl7a, whose product is annotated as ELOVL fatty acid elongase 7a. Bases 103 to 975 code for a protein of 290 amino acids. Gene Ontology annotation, biological process: very long-chain fatty acid biosynthetic process; fatty acid elongation, saturated fatty acid; sphingolipid biosynthetic process. The record is from RefSeq and is a predicted model, not a curated record. Gene Ontology annotation, cellular component: endoplasmic reticulum; endoplasmic reticulum membrane. NCBI's taxonomy places the organism in Eukaryota, Metazoa, Chordata, Actinopteri, Characiformes, Serrasalmidae. The transcript is spliced from 8 exons. Gene Ontology annotation, molecular function: fatty acid elongase activity.
AAUUAACGAAGUGAGGUGAAUCAGCGCCAUAGUGGGGAAACUUCGAGAGGGAAAUGCUGGAGGACCUGAGGCGAGUCUAGCAGGCUCUAGUUUGAGGAAGAGAUGGCACUUACAGAGCUUACCUCCUCUGCUGUACGGAUAUAUGACGAGUGGAUGAAGGUUGCAGACCCAAGGACAGAAGACUGGCUGCUUAUGUCGUCUCCACUGCCUCAGACCAUUAUAAUCGCCUCCUAUAUAUACUUUGUGAUGUCGCUGGGGCCCAGGCUAAUGGAGAACAGGAAAUCGUUUGAUCUGAAGAGGGUCCUCGUAGUCUACAACUUCAGUGUGGUGGCCCUUUCUCUCUACAUGUCUUAUGAGUUUGUAAUGUCUGGCUGGGGCACGGGCUACUCUUUUGGUUGUGACUUGGUGGAUUACUCACGAUCUCCACAGGCUAUGAGGAUGGCAAGCACCUGCUGGCUGUAUUACUUUUCCAAAUUUAUAGAGUUGUUGGACACAGUGUUCUUUGUGCUGAGGAAAAAGAACAACCAGAUCACCUUCCUGCAUGUCUACCAUCACUCCAUAAUGCCAUAUACCUGGUGGUUAGGGGUAAAGUUUGCUCCAGGUGGUCUGGGGACUUUUCAUGCCUUUCUGAACUGUAUUGUCCAUGUCAUCAUGUAUACCUACUAUGGCCUUUCUGCUUUGGGUCCUGCCUAUCAGAAGUUUCUGUGGUGGAAGAAGCACCUCACAUCUGUACAACUACUCCAGUUUGUGAUCGUCACCUGUCACAUUGGCCAGUACUUCUUCAUGAAGGAUUGCCCCUACCCGUACCCUGUCUUUAUCUACAUCAUUGCUAUCUAUGGUGUGGUAUUUCUCCUCCUCUUCCUCAACUUCUGGUAUCACGCAUACACCAAAGGCAAGAGGCUCCCCAAAGGUCUUCAUACCGCAGGCCAAGUGCAGAACAAUAACAAUGGAGUUCACCACGGCAAACGGGACUAGCUGGUCUUUCUGAGGAACACUCAAAUGGCAAUCCUUCUAGCAUGGAGUUCUCCCUGGGUCUGCUGUUCAUUGGCAUACUGUGCACUGACUUUUAUAUCAGAUAUUUAUAUUUAUGUAAGAUGUUUCAUAGGGCUAAGACAAAUUUGUCACAUGGUACUGUCAGUUUUGGGUAUGUCUAGACAGCAGGUGCUAUACUAAGAACUGAGAUAAAACACCGAUCAGAUGUGAUGUGUAUCAUACAUUUGGACUGAGGAAUCGUGUUUGACUGCCUGUCUAAAUGUAGCCUCACAUAAUAGCUGAAGAAAACUCUUCUCUUUUCUUUAACUAUUGAGCUAUACCUCGUAAUGAUUAUGACUUUUCUGCUGCCUGUUGGCACAGUGUUCAUGUACUGUACUUAAAUGCAGGGAGGAGACAAACUCUUCCUCAGCAUCUCGCACCGGUAGGACCUUCCCACCAAGCCUGUGGAUUCCUGGAGCUUCAGCUUUAACUGGCGAGUCUCUUUUCUUUUUUUUUUUUUUGAUUGGCUAAAUGUUUUAAUUUGUUUAGUUGUUUAUGCUUUUUUACGUAAAAUUAAAUUUACCAAAUUAAAGUGUCAGAAGCUGUUAAAAGAAUUGUUACAUAUUAAAUUUCCCACACCUUGUAGUGCCUUAACUGUUUUCUCUCCUGCAUUUCCCAGCCUUCCCAUCAACUUUAACAUGGUUAUAUACCAUAUAGCAACUGUACUGGCUUUAAUUUUCUACACCAG